AUGGACAAAGUGUUCCACCGCCUACUCAACGCCGGCUACACCAUCAACCUACAGAAGUGUCAGUUCCUUCCGCCAACUCUACUAUACCUUGGCCACAUUAUUGAAGACGGAAUAAUCCGACCCAAUCCCAAGAAGGUCGAGGCCAUCCAAUUGCUCAAGUCGCCCCCCACGUCCCACGAAGUUCGUUCUUUACUCGGUGUCGCUGGGUUCCUGCAAGCCUUUAUCCCUAACUACUCCCAAGUUACUGCUCCCAUUACUGACUUGCUGAAGGGAGUACCCAACAAGAAGACCCGCGCUGUGAAAAUCAACUGGACUACUAAAUGUGAUGACGCCUUAACCGAGUUGAAGCGGCUUGUCAUUGACUCCGCUCUGGUGCAGCCCCUCGACGGUGAUGAGUUCUUGCUUGAGGUGGAUGCUUGUAGUUAUGCGAUAGGUGGAGUGUUGAAGUUGAAGCGUGGUGGAGCUUGGCUGCCCGUCCACUACGUCAGUCGCAAGCUGAACGCUACUGAGCAGAACUGGCCAAUCCGCGAGAAAGAAGCUUUUGCUAUAAUCUAUUGCCUCCAAAAGCUUGAUUACUAUGUGAAGUCCAGGCACAUUGUUGUUGUUACUGACCAUCAGAGUCUGAAGUGGUUGAUGGAUGCCAAGUCUGGAAAGCUUGCCCGUUGGGCCAUCCUACUUAGUGAGUACGACUUGGAUAUCCAGUUCCGCAAAGGCUCUGAGAACUAC
This is a messenger RNA of Gregarina niphandrodes, 726 nucleotides long. Its product is annotated as putative enzymatic polyprotein. The transcript has a single exon. The annotation marks the transcript as partial. The record is from RefSeq and is a predicted model, not a curated record. NCBI's taxonomy places the organism in Eukaryota, Apicomplexa, Conoidasida, Eugregarinorida, Gregarinidae.